UGUCUGCCAUGGGAGGGAAGCGGCGCCACGUACGCCCGAAGAAAAGCAUGGCCCAACUGGUGUGUGCCCAUGUGGCACAAUGCGGGGUCCAUCUCAGCAGACGUUUGGACAGGUAGCACGCAAAUUCAUGGGGGGCAAGAAUCGACACCUUACAAUGUGCAACCCAGGCGACUUCCAGGGUCUACCUGAGCCGCACGUCCAACUUUCAGGGUCUCCGCCAUCCCCACCCUGGCCAGUUUUCUCAGCAAGUACAACAAUGGCUAUCUCGGUUUCCCUCGUCAUCCCUAUAACUUAUCGACCGACAAACCAGAAUCUGGUCACCUACAUGUAGCCAUCCCCUGCUUUCAAGGUUUUGUUAUUGGGAGACUGUCUACACUAAAUUGACGAUAUCGUGCCCUUCGACAAUCCCACUCACUUCUGGAUACCCUUUAGCUACCACGAACUCAAGUCGGCCCACAGCUAGCAACCACAUAAAUGCAAGUUGCAAAGCCAACAUCUCCGACAGCCCCAGUUGUCAGAUACCAUGUCUCGACUGCGAACCUUGCGAGAAGCAAUGUUGGAACCUUUCUGAAGGGAUUGCUGGGGCUUACUAUCUGUUUAGUAGGCCUCUCUCAGCUCCUCCCUGCUGAGCAACUAUUUUUCAAUGGGGCAUGGGACGACAAGAUCCACUUAAGACCGGAGCCCGAAUUGCUGAAGGCCGUUAUCGAGAAGCAUAGGCCGGAAGUUGGCCCAUACGUUGAGUUUUAUCGUUACGUUCAUCAGAAUCCAGAGAUAUCCAGCAAGGAAGCCCAAACCGCCGAGCUGGUAGCGUCAUAUUUGAGGAAAUUAGGCUACAAAGUCUUCUCGGGGAUCGGUGGUCAUGGUGUCGUUGGGGUAAUGAAGAAUGGGCCAGGAAAGGUUGUUCUCAUGAGAGCCGAGCUCGACGCUCUCCCCAUUCUCGAACAGACCAACGUAUCCUACCGCAGCGAGCACCGAAUGAUCGAUCGAUACGGAAAUGAACGUCCUGUCAUGCAUGCAUGCGGCCACGAUAUGAACAUGGCUGCUCUCCUGAUGGCAUCCUCGUUGCUUAAAAAUGCCUUCCACUGGUGGAAAGGCACGUUAUUGGUGGUUUUCCAACCGGAUGAAGAAGAAACAGGAGGAGCGCAGGCCAUGGUUGAUGAUGGUCUCUAUGAUAUUGUUCCAGUUCCGGAUCUUAUGCUCGAUCAACAUGUCGUGGCUGACAGCAAAGCCGGCACGAUAGCCAUACGUUCCGGGCCAGUGCUUGUGGCGGCCGAUUCCCUCCAGGCAAGGGUCAUCGGCGGGCCGUGUGGUGGAGCUAACCCCCAGAGAUGCGUGGAUCCAAUCCCACUUUCAAUGAAAAUUGUGUUGGGGCUUCAAGAUGCCAUCACACAGGAGCUAGGGCAACACGAGGACGUAACGGUGGCAUGUUGGGGCUUCCACGCCGGCGAGCCUGGCAACGAUUAUGUGGCCUACGCGGACAUCCUCCUCGAUAUAAAAACAGUCAAGCCGAAUAUACGCCUGCGUGUGUUAGAUAUUGUGAAACAACGCUUCCUUGACGAAUGCCGUUCAGCAGGGGCACCGCGUGACCCCGAAUUCAACCAUACAGUUCGCGCACCGCUCACAACUAACAGCGACUCCAUUGCCGAGCCCCUUGCCGAGGUUUUCGCGGGGUUUUUCUAUCAGAGUUUCGUAGAUAUGCCAUUUACACGCGCUUGUGAAGACUUCUCUAUCCUCGGCGCUGCUCAUAACAUCCCCUACGCGUAUUGGAAUUUCGGGGGCACACACCCGGACGCAGAAGAACCGGUUCCUUCCAACCAUUCACCCCUAUUUGCACCAGAGGUCAAUCUGACCUUGGGGACGGGAUCAGACGCCAUGGCGUUGGCAGCCCUAACCUUUCUGGCUUAACCUGGCAUCUUUUGAGCAGACAUGACUUGUCUGUAUGGUGACGCUAUGCGAGGGCAGAACAUACCUUGAAGUCCAUGACUGGACACGAUAGGUAGUUCUUUUCAUUAGGUACACAAGAACACUUUCUUAGGUAGCUUCACACUAUGACAGUCCCAGCUUAAACAUCGCUAUAUUCCAGCU
Molecule: messenger RNA, 2085 nt
Organism: Podospora pseudopauciseta
Lineage: Eukaryota; Fungi; Ascomycota; Sordariomycetes; Sordariales; Podosporaceae
Exons: 2
Coding region: 475-1905 (476 amino acids)
Molecular function (GO): hydrolase activity
Source: RefSeq, a predicted model, not a curated record